AUGUUUGCACGUUUAAAUCCUGAAUGUAGAUGUGAUGAAGUUGAUAACGUGAACGUGCUGGUGCAGGAUCUGCGUCUGUGUUCAGUUAAACAGUGUGAGGAUGUCAGACGCUGCUUCUGCUUUCAGCUCAUCACACCUACAAAGACCUGGAUGCUCCAGGCUGAUUCAGAGAAGAUCAGACAGGAUUGGAUCAGAGCCACACAGAGCAGCAUCAUCACAGCCUUCAGCACCACAUCAGAUCAGGAGGACGCCGAGCUGAAGAGCGAUGAUGAUGAUGAUGAUGAUGUGGAGGCUGAAGAUGGGAUCAUGAUGGAGGGUUUUCUGUUCAAGAGAGCCACUAAUGCAUUUAAAACAUGGAGCAGACGCUGGUUCUCCAUAAAGAACCACCAGAUUCUCUACCAGUCCAAGUUUAAGAAUAAAACCACCGUGAUGGUGGAGGAUCUGCGUCUGUGCUUGGUUACACCGUGUGAGGAAACCCGACGCUGCUGCUGCUUCCAGAUCAUCACACCUACAAAGAGUGUUACACUGCAGGCUGAUUCAGAGGAGACGAGACAGGGUUGGAUCAGCGCUAUACAGAGCAGCAUCAUCACGGCCUUUAACAGCACAUCAGGUCAGGAGGUGAAGUCAGUGCUGACCACAGGACCUUCACAGAAAGAUGAAAGUCCAGUACAGAAGAUCAGGGCUAUCGAGGGGAACGACACGUGCUGCGAGUGCGGCCGGCCCGAGCCGGAAUGGGCCAGCGUUAAUCAGGGGAUCACACUGUGUAUCCGGUGUUCCGGCAUCCACAGGAGUUUAGGAGUAAACAUCUCCAGGGUGAGGUCUCUAAUUCUGGACACGUGGACACCUGAAACCAUUCAGCUUAUGUGCGAGCGAGGAAACAACAUGAUGAAUCUGAUCUAUGAAGCUCGCAGGGAGGAACUCGGGAUCAGAAAACCUCAGCCUGGAGACUCAAGGGACGAUGUGGAAUCUUACAUCAGAGCCAAAUACAUCCAGCAGCGCUUCAUCAGGAAGGAACCUGAUCAAGAACCUCAGCUGUUGUCAGAAGAACCACGACUGCUGGCCGAGGAACCACGACUGCUGGCCGAGGAACCACGACUCUGCUGA
This is a messenger RNA of Trichomycterus rosablanca, 1104 nucleotides long. Its product is annotated as arf-GAP with coiled-coil, ANK repeat and PH domain-containing protein 2-like. Lineage: Eukaryota; Metazoa; Chordata; Actinopteri; Siluriformes; Trichomycteridae. Gene Ontology annotation, molecular function: GTPase activator activity. The transcript is spliced from 11 exons. The record is from RefSeq and is a predicted model, not a curated record. Bases 1 to 1104 code for a protein of 367 amino acids.